This is a messenger RNA of Salmo salar (Atlantic salmon), 1139 nucleotides long. RefSeq names its product 3-oxo-5-alpha-steroid 4-dehydrogenase 2. Gene Ontology annotation, molecular function: 3-oxo-5-alpha-steroid 4-dehydrogenase activity. Lineage: Eukaryota; Metazoa; Chordata; Actinopteri; Salmoniformes; Salmonidae. Gene Ontology annotation, cellular component: membrane. Gene Ontology annotation, biological process: steroid biosynthetic process. The record is from RefSeq and is a predicted model, not a curated record.
GUCAUUUUUAGGACCUUGUCGGCACUGAGACGAAAGGCAGAGCUCUGACCCUGACGAUGCAGUGUUGGGACAACCUAAUCAACACCCUGAGCUGUGUGCUAUUCCUGGUGGGAGUGAGCCACCUGGUGCGUCUGACCCAGGCCCCCUACGGACGCUACCUGGACUUGGGGCUGUCCUCCUCCUACUCCUCCAUGCCCAGGAUGGUGCCUGCUAGACUGGCCUGGUUCCUCCAGGAGCUCCCCUCUCUCCUGGUGCCACUGAUGAUGAUGACUACCACAGCCAACCACACGGAGUCCAGCCUGGGGACCAGCCUGCUACUGGGGACCUUUUGUCUGCACUACUUUCAGAGGACGUUUGUGUACUCGGUGCUGAUGCGAGGACGACCGUUUCCCCUCCAUGUCAUGAUAGAGGCGGGGGUGUUCUGCAGUCUGAACGGGUUCACACAGAGUCACUACCUGGUCCACUGUGCCCACUACCACCCCACAUGGACCUCUGACACACGCUUCCUCAUUGGUUCAACCCUGUUUCUCCUGGGCAUGGCUAUCAACGUCCACAGUGACUAUCUUCUACGAAACCUGAGACAGCCUGGAGAAGUCAUCUACAAGAUCCCUAAAGGGGGUCUGUUUCAGUAUGUGUCGGGGGCCAACUACUUUGGUGAAAUUGUGGAGUGGUUGGGCUACGCCAUCGCAACCUGGUCGCUGACUACCUUCUCCUUUGCCUUCUGCAGUCUGUGCUUUAUUGGGCGACGGGCAUUCCACCAUCACAGGUACUACCAUGAGAAAUUCCAUAACUACCCCAGGUCACGGAAAGCUCUGAUUCCAUUCAUCUUCUAAAGAACAGAUGAAGCUCCUGCAUUCCAACCCAAUCAAGCUCUUUAGAUCGGGCUUGCAUUCCAAAUAGCACCCUAUUCCCUAUAUGGUCCUCUGGUUAAAAGUCGUGCAGUACUUUAUUUAUGGAAUAAUGUGACAUUUGGGACAAAGUCCAGAUAUGAUCAGAUGACCUGCAUAUAGACAGUAGAGAUUUACCUAGAUAUCUACAUAUGGACAGUACAGAUUUACCUAGAUGACCUGCAUAUAGACAGUAGAAAUCAUAACCUAUGUCGUGUCUUUGGCAUCAUUAAAGUGAAGACUGUUAUUUUA